UUCUUUUGAUUUGGAAAGCCGAUGUAUAAACUGUAUAUCCUAGCUGUGUGGUGACUAUAGGCCUACUGCACCGUGAGAAUGUCGCAAUCUUGCUCUGCCUGUAGUCUACAAGGCGAAGACUUGAAAAGAUGUGCCGGCUGCAAGACGACAUUGUACUGCUCCAAAAUCUGUCAGCGAAACCACUGGCGGACGCACAAACCGGAGUGCAAAGAACUUCAGGAAAAGGCCAGUGAGAGACGCGAAACGACAAAACCCAAAGCACGUGGACAGUCUUCAGAGCUUCGCAGAGGAAAAGGGCGGGAUUGGAUAUUGACGGACAAUUUAACAGGAUCUAUCAAUCAUUAUGAUCAGUUCCCGUUUAAUAGUUUGCUUAUGGCACCACCGCCCGGGUCGUCCCAGUCUCCUAGCCCAAGCCAUCGAGAGUUAUCGCGCGUGGCAAGCAAGCUAGAGUCGUCUUUGCCUCACCCGAACUUCUUUCGCCCAGCAGAUGGAGGUCAAAAGUUCCGGUUUAUCACUGAUAUGAGUUUUAUUCCGCCUGAGUUGGUAGCUAGUACCUUACCUGACCUGCAGAAAACAGUCCUGAUAGCUAAAAUCGUGAGAAUGGAUGGCCAUUUGUUUCGUCACGGUAUACGUAUAAUGGAUGAAGUCAGUGAGCAUCGUCUCGUUGUCCUUUUCUACGUUAAAGAUGACAAUCCGUAUCCGUAUUUUAAGUGGGGUGAUGUGAGACCCGGAAAUUAUAUAUGUGUGCACGCUCCGGCCUUCCAUUCGUUCAUGGACGGACAGGUCGGAUUCCGGAUUGAUCGCGCAAACCAGGUGCGCAUUCUUAGUACAUCAGGUGAAGUGAUUUCUGUGUAGAUCCAUAUAUAUAUAUCGCCUCAUUACCUAUCGAAGUUAUUAAAAUGUUCCCCAUAUUACGCUCAUUUAAGUGAUGAUGCCAAAACGAAAGACUAUACAUAUUUAUACAUACAGGCCUAAAUAAUUUUUGUGCAUUUGUGUGUCUAGUGUUUUUUCUUAGGUCUUUGGGAUUUCGGCCUGUCAGUUCCUGACACACUUGAAACACUUAAAAGCGCAGAACAGUUACUUAACGUACUCCUUUCAGCGCGCGUGACGUUCCUUAAGCGAACGUAGCACAGAGCGGCGCAUGCGCGGUAAAGACUAUCGAUGUUCACGCCAAGUAGCCAUAAGUCAAUCAGACUGGCAGCUCUAAACUGCCAAGAAAUGGGUAUUCUUGUGAUUCACACGUUCAGCUUUAAAACAAUAAGUCAGGCUUAAACUAUAAUAUUCAUGAGUACGACGUGAAACACCAAUCAAGUACAUAAAUAAACACCGAAUA
Liolophura sinensis is the source of this 1333-nucleotide messenger RNA. RefSeq lists its product as uncharacterized. NCBI's taxonomy places the organism in Eukaryota, Metazoa, Mollusca, Polyplacophora, Chitonida, Chitonidae. Bases 79 to 855 code for a protein of 258 amino acids. The transcript is spliced from 2 exons. The record is from RefSeq and is a predicted model, not a curated record.